GCGCAUGCGUAUGGCGCAUGCGCACCAUCUCCUACUGCCGCCGCUCCCUACUCUGGGCGUUGGGACUACCUCCCUCUCCGUGGGCCCCGCCCAGGCGGCUGCCCGUGACCUGCCUGGGCGCGGGGAACGGACAGCCGGAAGGGGCAAGACGGGUUCAGUUCGUCAUGGGGCUGUUUGGAAAGACCCAGGAGAAGCCGCCCAAAGAACUGGUCAAUGAGUGGUCAUUGAAGAUAAGAAAGGAAAUGAGAGUUGUUGACAGGCAAAUAAGGGAUAUCCAAAGAGAAGAAGAAAAAGUGAAACGAUCAGUGAAAGAUGCUGCCAAGAAGGGCCAGAAGGAUGUCUGUGUAGUUCUGGCCAAGGAGAUGAUCAGGUCAAGGAAGGCUGUGAGCAAGCUGUAUGCAUCCAAAGCGCACAUGAACUCAGUGCUCAUGGGGAUGAAGAACCAGCUCGCGGUCUUGCGAGUGGCUGGUUCCCUGCAAAAGAGCACAGAAGUGAUGAAGGCCAUGCAAAGUCUUGUGAAGAUUCCAGAGAUUCAGGCCACCAUGAGGGAGUUGUCCAAAGAAAUGAUGAAGGCUGGGAUCAUAGAGGAGAUGUUAGAGGACACUUUUGAAAGCAUGGACGAUCAGGAAGAAAUGGAGGAAGAAGCAGAAAUGGAAAUUGACAGAAUUCUGUUUGAAAUUACAGCAGGGGCCUUGGGCAAAGCACCCAGUAAAGUGACCGAUGCCCUUCCAGAGCCAGAACCUUCAGGAGCGAUGGCUGCCUCAGAGGAUGAGGAGGAGGAGGAGGAGGCUCUGGAGGCCAUGCAGUCCCGGCUGGCCACACUCCGCAGCUAGGGGCUGCCUACCCCGCUGGGUGUGCACACGCUCCUCUCAAGAGCUGCCAUUUUAUGUAUCUCUUGCACUACACCUCUGUUGUGAGGACUACCAUUUUGGAGAAGGUUCUGUUUGUCUCUUUUCACUCUCUGCCCAGGUUUUGGGAUCGCAAAGGGAUUGUUCUUAUAAAAGUGGCAUAAAUAAAUGCAUCAUUUUUAGGAGUAUAGACAGAUAUAUCUUCUUGUGGGGAGGGGAAAGAAAUCCAUCUGCUCAUGAAGCACUUCUAAAAAUACAGGUGAUUGCCUGAAUGUCGAAGACUCUACUUUUGUCUAUAAAACACUAUAUAAAUGAAUUUUAAUAAAUUUUUGCUUUAGCACUUGGCCCCAUUGUAGAUUGCCCUGUGCAGUAAACUUUCCAGGUGUCGGCUGCCCCAGACUGCUUCAUUUGCUGGGUGUGGAAAGAGUUGCUAUGGCCAGGCAUAUGGGAUUUGGAAGCUCAGCAGAAGUGACUUCUGCUCUGUGGUUGCUGCUCCCCGGCUUUCACAGACGUGGUAUGGCAGCCAUUCUUUUAUCUAUUUAACCAAGAGGAUGCUUGGGAAUUGUGCUGCUUGUCCUGUUGGCUGGUGGCUGUAUUAUGUCCUGGGGUGUGUGUGUGGGUCUAUUUAGAGCUUCUGUCCCUUCCUUCCCAUUGCAAGUUGCACCUAGAUGAGACAGCUGUAGGACUAGGUCUCUUUCACCUCUCAUUGCCUGUCCCUGCUUCGAGCUGGUUGUCUUGUGCAUGGGACAUGGGCCUUCCUAUCUGUGUUUUCUCAAAGUCAGGAGCUGACCAGGAGCACACUAAGGUGUGGUCAUGCAUCAUAACCAACAUUCACUCAUCUGGGACAUUCUUAAGAUACAUUUGUAAAUCAUUUCAGCAGUAGCACUUUGUAUGUGUUGAGAGUUUACAGAGCUCUUUGACAUAUGCGAUCUCAUUUAGUCUUUACAAAUAAGGAAAACAGCUCAGUUUGGGAAGUAUCAGAGCUGGGAUUCAAACCCAGAUCCUCUGGUCCAAGUUGUAUGUGCACUGAACUAAUCAGGCAGGAAAAAAGCCCAGCCACUGUCUCACGGAUUGUUUUUUGUAUAUUGUAGCAAAAUCCUGAAACCAUGGGGUCCUUCCAGUCUCAUCAUACAAAAUGGCAAUCUUGGCUGGGUGCGGUGGUUCAUGCCUAUAAUCCCAGCGCUUUACAAGGCUGAGGCAGGAGGCUCUCUUGAGAAUAGGAGUUCAAGACCAGCCUGGGCAACAUAGCAAGAUCCUGUCUCUCCAAAAAAAAAAAAAAAAAGUCUUUUGAGUCCAGAGGACCCUCCUAUUACUCUUGAUUUCAUCUUCAGAGUGUAGUUAAAAAAUUUUUUUAGAUUUUUUAAAUCGGUUGUAGGUUCACAGCAAAAGUGAACAAAAAGAAAUUUCUCAUAUAUCCCCUGCCCUCACACAUGCAUAGCCUCCCACCACUAUCAAUAUCCCACACCAGAGUGGUACAUUUGUUACAAUCAAUAAACCGCCAUUGACCAUCAUUAUCGCCCAAAGUCCAUAGUUUACAUGAAGAUUCACUCUUGGUGUUGUACAUUGUAUGGGCUUAGACAAAUGUACAAUGAUAUCUACAAUUAUAGAAUCAUACAGAAUAGUUUCACUACCCUAAAACUUCUCUGUGCUUCACCUGUUCAUCCCUUUCUUCCCUAAUCCCCUGGCAACCACUUAAAAAAAAAUUAGGUUCAGGGGGUACAUGUGCAGGUAAACUCGUGACAAGGGGGUUUGUUAUACAGAUUAUUUAGUGACCCAGGUACUAAGCCUAGUACCCAAUAGUUACUUUUCUGGUCCUGUCCCUUUUCCCACCCUCUACCCUCAGGUAGGCCCCGGUAUGUUAUUCCUUUGUGUCCAUGUUAUUUCGCUCCCACUUAUAAGUGAGAACAUGGAAUAUUUGGUUUCCUGUUCCUGUGUUAGUUUGUUAAGGAUAAUGGCCUCCAGCUCCAUCCAUGUUCCUGCAAAGGACAUGAUCUCAUUCUUUGGCAACCACUUUUUACUGUCCAUAGUUUUUCCUUUUCUAGAACGUCAUAUUGAAAUCGUAUAGUAUGUAGCCUUUUCAGACUGGCUUCUUUCACUUAGUAAUAUGCAAUUAAGGUUCCUCCAUGUCAUUUCAUGGCUUAAUAGUGCAUUUAUUUUUAGCACUGAAUAAUACUCCAUUGUCUAGAUGAACAGUUUAUCCAUUCACCUAUUGAAAGACUUCUUGGUGGUUUCCAAGUUUUGGCAAUUAUGAAUAAAGCUGUUGUAAACAUCUUUGUGCAGGUUUUUCUGUGGGCAUGUUUUUAAUUCAUUUGAAUAAAUACCAAGAGCUUCAGUGCUGGAUCA
Pongo pygmaeus (Bornean orangutan) is the source of this 3191-nucleotide messenger RNA. RefSeq names its product charged multivesicular body protein 3 (gene CHMP3). Bases 18 to 833 code for a protein of 271 amino acids. NCBI's taxonomy places the organism in Eukaryota, Metazoa, Chordata, Mammalia, Primates, Hominidae. The transcript is spliced from 6 exons. The record is from RefSeq and is a predicted model, not a curated record. Gene Ontology annotation, biological process: vacuolar transport.